Messenger RNA from Vitis riparia (riverbank grape), 2860 nucleotides. RefSeq names its product protein GIGANTEA-like. Gene Ontology annotation, biological process: response to stress; regulation of circadian rhythm; regulation of long-day photoperiodism, flowering. Gene Ontology annotation, cellular component: nucleus. The record is from RefSeq and is a predicted model, not a curated record. Lineage: Eukaryota; Viridiplantae; Streptophyta; Magnoliopsida; Vitales; Vitaceae. Bases 34 to 2448 code for a protein of 804 amino acids. The transcript is spliced from 6 exons.
CUUUUCUUAUUGAUAUAGCUCCCAAGGAACUGGAUGCAUUUGCAUUUCUUGCGUGCAAUUGGUACUGCAAUGUCCAUGAGAGCAGGGAUUGCUGCAGAUGCUGCUGCAGCAUUACUUUUUCGCGUACUUUCACAGCCUGCAUUGCUUUUUCCUCCUCUAAGACAAGUCGAAGGAUUUGAAUUUCAGCAUGAACCUUUAGAUGGUUAUAUUUCAUCCUACAAGAAGCAGAUAGAAGUGCCUGCAACUGAAGCAACUAUUGAAGCCACUGCCCAAGGGAUUGCAUCAAUGCUUUGUGCACAUGGUCCUGAGGUUGAAUGGAGAAUUUGCACCAUAUGGGAAGCUGCUUAUGGCCUAAUUCCUUUAAGUUCCUCAGCUGUUGAUCUUCCUGAAAUUAUAGUUGCAACCCCAUUGCAACCUCCCAUUUUAUCAUGGAACCUUUAUAUACCCCUUCUUAAAGUCCUGGAAUAUCUUCCUCGUGGAAGUCCAUCUGAAGCAUGUCUCAUGAAGAUAUUUGUUGCUACAGUGGAAUCAAUUCUUCAGAGGACAUUUCCAGCUGAGUCCUCCAGAGAAAAUAUCAGAAAAACAAGAUACCUUUUUGGAAUAGGGUCUGCCUCCAAAAACCUGGCUGUGGCUGAGCUUCGUACAAUGGUCCAUGCACUAUUUCUAGAAUCAUGUGCAUCUGUAGAGCUUGCUUCACGCCUUCUUUUUGUUGUGUUAACCGUUUGUGUCAGUCAUGAAGCUCAGCAGAAUGGAAGCAAAAGACCAAGAGGUGAAGAUAGCCAUCUUUCUGAGGAAAUCACUGAGGACUUGUCAGAUGCAUCUGGAAAUCAGAGAGACAUGAAAACCAGAAAAAUGAAAAAACAAGGGCCUGUAGCAGCUUUUGAUUCUUAUGUUCUUGCUGCUGUUUGUGCUCUUGCAUGUGAACUUCAAUUAUUCCCUUUGAUUGCUAGGGGAAAUAAUCAUUCAGCCUCUAAAGAUGUACAGAUCAGAGCAAAGCCUGCAAAAUUAAAUGGAUCUUCUAGUGAAUUCCGCAAUAGCAUUGACUCUGCCAUUCGUCAUACCCACAGAAUAUUAGCAAUUUUAGAGGCACUCUUUUCACUGAAGCCAUCUUCUGUUGGCACCUCUUGGAGUUACAGUUCAAAUGAAAUUGUUGCUGCUGCUAUGGUUGCUGCUCAUGUUUCUGAACUAUUCAGACGUUCAAAAGCUUGUAUGCAUGCCCUCUCUGUCUUGAUGAGAUGCAAGUGGGAUGAAGAAAUCUACACCAGGGCUUCUUCACUCUAUAACCUCAUUGACAUUCAUAGCAAAGCUGUUGCAUCCAUUGUCAACAAGGCAGAACCACUAGAAGCACACUUAAUUCAUGCAACAGUUUGGAAGGACAGCCCUGGGCAUAAAGAUGGCAGCAAAGAAAAUGACUGUGCAAGCACUAGCUGCUUCAAAUCAGUGAAUCCCUUGCUUCUGCACUGUGAAGAUUCAGCUUAUUCAAAAAGUUUACCUAAAUUUGAGAAAGCACCACAUUUAAAUGAAGGCACAGGAAAUAGCUUGGGUAAAGGUAUUGCAAGCUUCCCAUUAGAUGCUUCAGAAUUGGCCAAUUUCCUCACUAUGGACAGGCAUAUAGGAUUUAGUUGCAGUGCACAAGUUCUUCUAAGAUCAGUACUCGCAGAGAAACAAGAGUUAUGUUUCUCUGUUGUUUCACUUCUUUGGCACAAGUUAAUUGCAGCCCCAGAAACAAAACCUAGCGCAGAAAGCACUUCUGCCCAACAAGGAUGGAGACAGGUGGUUGAUGCGCUAUGCAACGUCGUAUCAGCAUCACCGGCAAAAGCAGCUACAGCAGUUGUUCUUCAGGCUGAGAGGGAAUUGCAGCCUUGGAUCGCUAAAGAUGAUGAUCUAGGUCAGAAGAUGUGGAGAAUCAACCAAAGAAUUGUAAAAUUGAUCGUGGAGCUAAUGAGGAAUCAUGAUAGACCUGAAUCGCUAGUAAUUUUGUCAAGUGCUUCAGAUCUUCUUCUACGUGCCACAGAUGGAAUGCUUGUGGAUGGAGAAGCAUGCACGUUACCUCAAUUGGAGCUUCUGGAAGCAACAGCUAGAGCAGUUCAACUUGUACUGGAAUGGGGAGAAUCUGGAUUGGCUGUUGCAGAUGGCCUUUCAAACCUGUUAAAGUGUCGUGUACCAGCUACCAUCCGAUGCCUUUCUCAUCCAAGCGCACAUGUCCGUGCCCUCAGCACAUCAGUUCUUCGUGAUGUUCUGGAAAGUGGCUCAAUAAAACCUCAUAUCAAACAAGGGGGCAGAAAUGGCAUCCACUCUAAUCAGUAUGUAAAUUUAGGCAUCAUUGACUGGCAAGCAGAUAUUGAAAAAUGCUUGACAUGGGAAGCUCAUAGCAGGCUAGCUACUGGAAUGACUAAUCAAUUCCUUGAUGCUGCUGCCAAGGAACUAGGCUGUACUAUUUCCAUUUAACAUCAACUAAGAUUUGGCAACCUCUCUUGCUUUUAUGAAUAUAUUCAUUUCCAGUGAGACUUACAAAUAGAAACAACAUAACCAAUCGGCUUGGGGGAUGUUGGUAGGCCAGAGGAAUAACUGAUUAAUUCUGUUAUUCUAGUUAUAAAGCCACAGAUGCCACUACAAUCCUCAUGCAAGGACAAUUGAUGUACAGUUAGACUGUAGACUGGGCCAAAAUGGGGCUUUGUAUCGUGUUGUAUUAAUUUCAACUCUGCCCAGGUUAGUUUCUUCUGUUAUAGGCCUGAAUCACUUCAUGUAAUUUGGUUACCUUUGACAGAGAUGGCAAAAUCAGGUGGUAGCAUCAUGUUGAAUAGAUUCCACAUCGGCUACAUUUUGAAAAACUCCCACUCUUUGUUUUGUUUUUCCCGUU